Molecule: messenger RNA, 2105 nt
Organism: Cynara cardunculus var. scolymus (artichoke)
Lineage: Eukaryota; Viridiplantae; Streptophyta; Magnoliopsida; Asterales; Asteraceae
Product: monocopper oxidase-like protein SKU5
Exons: 9
Coding region: 133-1899 (588 amino acids)
Cellular component (GO): plasma membrane
Molecular function (GO): copper ion binding; oxidoreductase activity
Source: RefSeq, a predicted model, not a curated record
CUUUUCAUCUCUCUAAAUUUCUCCACUUUCUCUCUCUCGAAUUGAUAUGUAAAACCCACAAAAACAAGUACCCAAAUUCCCCUUUGAUUCCGUCUUUCUUUUUUAAGAGCAACAGAAAACCUUCAAAAGUUCAUGGCUACUUCUUCUACCUUUCUUUUCUGUCUCUUUUUCAUCUACAUUUCCUGUUCUACAUUUACUUCCGCUGAAGAUCCAACUGUUUCCUACAAGUUCGAAAUUUCUUACAUUACUGCUUCACCGCUUGGAAUCCCGCAACAGGUUAUUGCUAUAAAUGGAAAGUUUCCGGGCCCUACGAUAAAUUCAACUACUAACAACAACGUUAUUGUGAAUGUGAGGAACAAAUUAGAUGAAAGCCUUCUCAUUACUUGGGCUGGAAUACAGCAAAAGAGGAGUUCUUGGCAAGAUGGUGUUCUUGGAACCAAUUGUCCAAUUCCCCCAAAAUGGAAUUGGACUUAUAACUUUCAAGUUAAGGAUCAAAUCGGGAGCUACUUUUACUUCCCAUCACUCAAUUUUCAAAGAGCUUCAGGUGGUUUUGGUAGCUUUAUUAUCAACCCAAGGUCCGUAAUUCCUAUUCCGUUUGGUACCCCAGCUGGCGAUAUUACAAUCUUGAUUGGUGAUUGGUACAUAAGGAACCACACUGCUUUAAGACGGGCACUUGAUGCUGGCCGUGAUCUUGGAAUGCCCGAUGGCGUUCUUAUCAAUGGGAAAGGGCCAUAUAGAUAUAAUGAUACUCUUGUUCCCGAUGGAAUUGAUCACGAAACCAUCAAUGUUGAACCAGGCAAAACUUAUCGUAUUCGUGUUAGUAAUGUUGGUGUAUCGACUAGCUUAAACUUCAGAAUUCAGAACCAUAACUUGCUUUUAGCGGAAACGGAGGGAUCGUAUACAGUUCAACAAAACUAUACUAGUUUAGAUAUACAUGUUGGACAAACAUACUCGUUUUUAAUCACCAUGGAUCAGAACGCGAGUAGCGAUUACUACAUCGUUGCUAGUGCAAGAUUCGUAAACGAGUCGAUCUGGCAACGAGUUAUGGGUGUCGGAGUCUUGCAUUACUCGAAUUCCAAAGGAAAGGCUUCCGGUCCCCUUCCUGAACCCCCUCAAGACCAGUUUGACAAUACUUUCUCAAUGAACCAAGCAAGGUCCAUAAGGUGGAACAUCUCGGCUAGUGGGGCGCGUCCAAAUCCGCAAGGUUCGUUUAAAUAUGGUUCGAUAAAUGUGACCGAAGUGUACAUACUGAAAAACAAACCACCUGUGACUAUUGGUGGGAAACGAAGGGCAACGCUAAGUGGGAUCUCGUUUGUGAAUCCCACCACGCCAAUAAGACUUGCCGACGAGUUUAAAGUUAAAGGUGCGUAUAAACUCGAUUUCCCUACCGAGCCACUUACGGGACCUUCUCGGAUGGAGACAUCAGUUAUCAAUGGAACGUACCGGGGAUUUAUGGAAGUGAUAUUACAAAACAACGAGACCAAGAUGCAUAGCUACCACAUGGAUGGAUAUGCCUUUUUCGUAGUCGGAAUGGGUUACGGAGAAUGGACAAAUGAUAGCCGGGGGACGUACAAUAAGUGGGAUGGCAUUGCUCGUACGACCACACAGGUUUAUCCUGGGGCGUGGACGGCAGUAUUGAUCUCUCUUGAUAACGUUGGAGUUUGGAAUCUGAGAACGGAAAAUCUUGAUUCAUGGUAUCUUGGUCAAGAAACAUAUGUUAGGAUCGUCAAUCCGGAGAAGAACAACAAAACAGAGUUGCCCAUCCCCGAUAAUGCUCUUUUCUGCGGUGCCCUCAGCCGAAUGCAGAAGCCACAAGACAUAUCUUCAGGAUUAAGAGGGCAUGGAUCGAUGGUGGUAUUUGGUCUGCUAAUGGCGAUGUUGAGUGGUCUACUGCUCUAAUUAUUUAGUUUUAUAAUUAAUUAUGUUUUGAGGUAAUUAUUUUGUUUAAAUUCCUUAGAAAUUAAUUAAUAUUCUGGGGAUUAAUUAUUCCAUCAUUCUUUUAUUUCACCUGAUUUGAUUGUGUAGUUGAGGAGGAGGAGGAGGAGGCUGUGUAAAACCUGUUUGUCUUAAUGUAUUUAUAAGCAAGAAUUCUGGUCUUAAUUUCU